Messenger RNA from Onthophagus taurus, 1682 nucleotides. It is a transcript of the gene Nt5a, whose product is annotated as 5' nucleotidase A. The record is from RefSeq and is a predicted model, not a curated record. Gene Ontology annotation, molecular function: 5'-nucleotidase activity. Lineage: Eukaryota; Metazoa; Arthropoda; Insecta; Coleoptera; Scarabaeidae.
UUAGUUAGUGCAAAUUUGAAAAUAAAAUAACAGAUAGAUAUGUUGCUGAUAGUGCGUUGCUGUUUGAACAGUUUCAGACGAUUACGUUUUGGUGAGUGUCAUGUGAACAGCGUGUUUAGCGUCAGUCGAAGAAGUUACGUCGCGGAUAAACGAUUAAUAAAAAUAAAUCGUACGAUGAAUGUAAAACUAACUAAACACGAAACUUUUAAAUUCACCGACUACGAUUGCAUCGGCUUCGAUUUAGAUAAUACAAUAUGUAGAUAUAAAGUAUUGAAUAUGGUAAGGUUAGAAUACGAAGUAUUAUCUAUGUUUAUGGUGGACGAGAAGGGAUAUUCACCCAAAUAUUUGUCAUUACCCAUAGAAGAUGACAUAGACUUUAUGUUAAAAGGCUUAAUUUUGGACGUUUACAACGGUAAUGUACUUAGAAUUGACUCAAAUGCCCACAUCAUUCAUGGAAGUCAUGGUACAAAGCAAUUAACUAGAAAUGAAUUAAAGCAAUAUUAUGGGGAAGAUUGUCGAUGGCAUGUAACAGAUACAUUUGCAAAAGAUCCUUUACAUACCUGGAAUGGCCCUUUAUCAGAGCAAUUACGUACCUUAUUAGAUUAUUUUGAUAUGCCUGCUGGUUUAGUAUUUGCAAGGAUUGUUGAUACUUUGGAUGAGGAAAAUGGUAAUAAGAAACUUGAUAGUUACUCAAUUUGGCCGGAUAUUGUUGAAGCUUUAACUUAUAUGUUUAAAAAAGAACAUUUUAUGUUAGAAAAAGGUGGUUAUUUUCCAAAUAUGAAAAAUAAACCCGAGGAAUAUAUCCAUAAAUGCAGCGAACUUCUUAUUCAUUGGUUCGAAAAGUUAAGAUCUAAUAAGAAAGUGUUAUUUCUUAUCACCGGCUCAAAUGUUGACUUUGCUUCUCACACUGCCGAAAACGCAAUGGGAAAAAAUUGGAGAGAUCACUUUCAUAUCAUUAUAUUUUUUGCUAAAAAACCAGGAUUCUUUACAGAAAACCGACAAUUUAUUGGUCUCAAUGGGAUAGAAGAAACCGAUCCAGUACCCGAUGCAGAACUUAAACGGGGUAGUUCUUAUAGUUAUGGUAACUGGAAGGGUUUGUACAGCUUCUUAUCAAAAUCAUGUGGGAAAGAGAAUCCUAAAAUAGUUUAUAUUGGUGAUAAUAUAAUCCAAGACGUUUAUGCACCAGCCGUCCAUGGUCAAUGUGAUGCUGUAGCUAUUUGUGAAGAACUGGAAGCUGAAGGAGUUUAUGGACACAAUCAAUGUCAUAAAGAAAAACAUUUGUUGUCAUCAAAAACAUGGGGUUCCUAUUUCCAUCAUAAGGAGGCUGAGAAGGCCACCAUUUGGAAAGAAUUUAUUCGAAACCAUGCGAAAAUUUGCAUUCCAAAUUUAGAGUAUGUUGCAAAUUACCCUAUUGAUCAUGAUUUUCUAAAACCAGAUCAGUAAUUUAAUAAUUACAAUACACAUUUAAAUCAUUUAUGAUAUUGAUUUGCAAAAAAUACUGUUUUGUUAAUUUCCGUUUUGCCAUAGUAUUUAUUGUAAUUAAUAUUUUUGUUUCGUUUUUGUUUGAAUUAAAUUAUUUUUUUAUAAUCACGAAUAGAAUAAUUUAUGUUUUUUAUUGCUCGUUGUUUUUAUAAAGAGAUUAUGUUCAAUUUUUGAUAAUAAAUAAAUCCAUUAUAUCAUUC